AUGCCAUCACAAACAAAAACAACGGCCCCUAGUCCCCAACAGGCCUUAAGUGGUCAAGGGGUGCCAAGAAUCCCUAGGAAGUAUGCAAUGGCGGAGGGAUGUUGCAGAAAAAUUCAGAAUGGCCCCUCUACGGUACAUAGACUUGGAACGCUCAAUGUUGGAUCGCUGACUGGCCGCAGCAUGGAAAUCGCAGAAAUGCUCGAACAUAGAAGGAUUGACAUCUGCUGCCUUCAGGAAACCCGAUGGAAAUCGAAUGGUGUCUGUCAUAUCAAUUCAGACAAAGAAAAAUAUAAACUGUUCUGGAAUGGUCAAAAGACGGCCAAAAUGGCGAUUCUGAUUGGAGGCGAUCUCAAUGGCCACGUUGGAGAGAAAAAAGAUGGUUUUGACAACGUGCAUGGCGUUUUGGCUAUGGAAAACGGAAUGAAGAUGGCAACCGCAUCUUUGAGUUUGCUGAAAGUCACGGGUUUUGUUUACUGA
Molecule: messenger RNA, 477 nt
Organism: Helobdella robusta
Lineage: Eukaryota; Metazoa; Annelida; Clitellata; Rhynchobdellida; Glossiphoniidae
Exons: 2
Coding region: 1-477 (158 amino acids)
Source: RefSeq, a predicted model, not a curated record